Molecule: messenger RNA, 768 nt
Organism: Rotaria socialis
Lineage: Eukaryota; Metazoa; Rotifera; Eurotatoria; Philodinida; Philodinidae
Source: the annotation of a GenBank genome assembly
AUGACAUCUCCACUAUCGAUUUAUGAUAGUGAACAAUAUUUGUUUGAAAUAGCCCAAAAUUUUAUUCGUUCUCGUGUUGUAUUUACUGCAUCAGACUUGAAAAUUUUUGAUUUACUUUUAUCAUGCAAUGAUGGUUUAUCAUGUUCAGAUAUCGCUAAAAAUUUAAAUUUACAUUAUGUCGAGAAUCAAUCACGAUGCCUUCAAGAUGUUCUUGAUUGUUUAACUUCGAUGAAUCUCUUGGAACGUUGCAAUGGAAAUCUAUGUUAUAAAUUAACAAAUUUUGCGAGAAAUUUUCUUCUUCCUAAUCGUGAAGUUUUAUUAAAUAUUGAUGAAAAUUUUUAUAAAAUUAUGCCCAAAUUUGAUAGUAUGUUUCUAAAGAAUUCUUCAAAAGAAUCAAUUCAUGCAAUAAUGUUAUUACGUAUAAAACAAUUAGUUGAUCUCACAAAUUAUUCAAAUAUCUCAUUUGAUACAAUUAAUAAAAAUUCAGAUAUGAUCGUCCUUUGGCGACAAGAUGGGUUGUUAAAAGAUAAAAUAAAACAAGCAUAUCAUGCAUUGCCAACACACGGAAAAGGUGUUUUGAUUUUAAUUUUUCCGGAUGAUGAAGUGACAUUAGCAUUUAAUCUUUUUAACAAUAUGAUGACAAAAGUUGAAGAACAAGAAAAUCCGAAAGAGUUGUAUUCGAAAAAAUUUCUUCGACAAAUUGGAUUUCGAUCUGUGGAAAAGAAACAAUCUGAGAAUGAUUUACAAAUUCUGAUUGCUUAUAAAUAA